AUGCAGCAUCCACGUAGAAACAGCCGUGGCUCUGCGUCCCCCUCCUGUGAGGGUCACAACUAUGCAAAGGCGAUCAUAGUAGAGGAUGACGAAAGGGGAGAGGAGGCGAUUAGCAGGGGCGCUGGUCGAGGUCCAAGCGUCGGCGGCGGCGAUGGUGGCACCAGCUGUGCCAGCAACUCUCCCCUCACCUCCAGCUCAGGCGGCAGCGUGCACGAAGCCCAGCCACCACCCGCGGUGGCCACAUUGGCAACAGCGCCACUGGGGCUAGUCGCGUCAGGCAUAGACGAACCUCUAUGCGGUGAGCAGGCACACUCCAUCCGCACUAGGUGCAGAGAAACAGAGGCGCCAACAACACCACCACCACAGCUGCAUUCAGUCGUCAAUGGCGCCACUAGGGCUGUGGAUGCUAGUGGUAGGGCAAGUACAGCGCGAAUCAUGCGGCUAGACCCCGUCACGCCCUCCUUCGUCUCUUCUUUGUCUCCCCAUCCUGUGGCUCAUCACACGCUGCGCCUCCAGCCCUCCGCCGCCUCACUUCAGCCCCUUCCCCACGCACGGCAGCUGCAGGAGCGGGUUGAUGAAGAGGAAGGGGUGCCCCCCUCAAAGCGGCUGCGUCCAUCUCUGAGCAAACCCAUUGCCUCUGCAGCUACACCUCCUUUGGCAACGGCACCUCGUGGUAUAUGUACCGCAGAUGUCGGCAGCAGCGGCAGCCGUGUCUUGCGGCUCGUAUUGUCAAGUUGCAGUGCCACUCCAGCCGACACUGCAAAGACGUCAGCUCGUACGCCGGCGUCCGUCUCCGCUGCGGGCGGUGGUGGUGGUAACGGUGCGGCCACCACAUGCGUCAACGUCUCCGCCCAUGGCGAGGCGCUCAAAGGGGGCAGAAGAGAAGCAGCCGAAGAAGCAGAGAGCCCGGCCAAGGCCAACGAGGAGGCACAGUGUACGUCAGACACGCCGGCGCAUGCCCCUUUGGGUGUCUCACCACCUCUUCCACUAGCCUCCCCAGCCGCCGCCACCAUCGUCAAGGCUGAGGCGAGUGGCAUCGGUGUCGCACCUCUCCCAGCGGCCCCAGCGUCGCGCCCACCGCCGAUCCUCACAAGCGUCACCACACGCGCCAUCACUGCCAACGCGCUAAACGUGGGGUCGCCCGUGUCGGCCUCCGUGGCGUCGGUCGUCGCGCAACAGCAUCAUAUUCGACCGACCACAUCUGGUGCAAGCCCUUCCGGAGCGAUAGAGACAAGCGGCUUCCCGCGCCUACGCUCGCUUACACCAACACCAUACCCCGGCGCGCAAGGGUCCCCAUGCCGGCGUCACCGCUUUGCGGGGGUAAACCUCCCCGGCGCUCCGCCGCCAUCUAUUGACUUUGGCUCCAUCCAGCGCACUGUGAUGGACGUCUAUGAGGUGCACGAGAAGCUCAGCGAAGGCACGUAUGGCGAGGUCUUCAAGGGCGUCGACAAGCGAACUGGCGCUGCGGUGGCACUGAAGCGUCUCAAGAUACUGAGCACCCACCAGGGCUUUCCACAGACCUCGUUGCGGGAGAUAAUUGCCCUUCGACACAUCCAGAGCCAGCGCGAGCGGCUCGAGGAACGACUGCGCAACGACGUGCAUCACCGCGCCACGGUGGCCAUCACCGACCCUCUCGCGGAGGUCUCGCAACUCUGUGAUGUUCUUCUCUACGAUCGGCAGCAGCGCGACAUUGUGCUGGUGUUCGCGUACGCCACGGCGAGUCUGGCCGGCCUGUGUCGCCGCCAGUUCGCCUUUACUCCGUCGGAGAUGGCCUUCCUCAUGAAGAAACUCCUCAUCGCGGUACGCAAGCUGCAUGAGAUGCGCAUUAUUCACCGCGACAUUAAGUCCGAUAAUGUGUUGGUAACGUGGGAAGGCGAGGUGCAGUUGACCGACUUUGGGCUGUGCUCCAUCGUCGCAUCCGGGCCGUCGCAGUCUGGCGCGCCUGUGUGGCGGACACCAAGCGUGAUUACCCUGGCCUACCGUCCACCAGAGAUGCUGCUGGGCAGCACCGCGUAUGAUGAGAAGGUGGAUGUGUGGUCGCUUGGGUGCCUGCUCGCCCAGAUGUACCUUCUCGAGCCCCCCUUUUACAGGCACCGCGCGCAGCCACAGCAGCGUGCGCCUGAGCGAUCGGCGGCUACGGAACUAGACCAGCUCUCCCGCAUUACAGAGGUGCUAGGACCGCUGCCACCGGUGCGCGUCUAUCACCCUGACUCGUGUCAGCACAUGCGCGUUCUGGAACAACUGGAGAGGCAGGGGCGUUUGGCUGAGUCUGGGCAAGCCACGCAGCCGCCCAACUGGGGCAAGCUGCAGACCAUCUUCGAGCCAAGUUUCCUUUAUCAGCAAUUCCACGGUUUUCGGGGUUGGUUUGAGGCAGAGCUGGAACGCUCGCGGCACCAGCCACGCCGUCGGCCCACGCAAGCUUGCAUGGACGUACUCUGCGCCGCCUUACAGCUCGACCCGCAGCAGCGCCCCUCCGCGGCAGAGCUGCUGCGCAUGCCAUACUUUACCACCUUAGAUGACGCCCCGUUGCUGGGUAGCUAUCAACGGGUCCUCUCCGUCACCCCGGAACGGGAGGCUGAGGUGCGCCACGGCUUCAUGAUAAAGGUGCGACGAUGUGGAGACAGCCACACGCAACGCCGCCUGCAUCAGUAA
Leishmania braziliensis MHOM/BR/75/M2904 is the source of this 2652-nucleotide messenger RNA. RefSeq names its product putative protein kinase. Gene Ontology annotation, cellular component: nucleus. Gene Ontology annotation, molecular function: cyclin-dependent protein serine/threonine kinase activity; ATP binding. Bases 1 to 2652 code for a protein of 883 amino acids. Gene Ontology annotation, biological process: protein phosphorylation. The record is from RefSeq and is a predicted model, not a curated record. Lineage: Eukaryota; Euglenozoa; Kinetoplastea; Trypanosomatida; Trypanosomatidae. The transcript has a single exon.